Messenger RNA from Entelurus aequoreus (snake pipefish), 8353 nucleotides. It is a transcript of the gene atp13a3, whose product is annotated as ATPase 13A3. Gene Ontology annotation, biological process: polyamine transmembrane transport; intracellular calcium ion homeostasis. Gene Ontology annotation, cellular component: late endosome membrane. The transcript is spliced from 35 exons. NCBI's taxonomy places the organism in Eukaryota, Metazoa, Chordata, Actinopteri, Syngnathiformes, Syngnathidae. The coding region runs from base 377 to 4153 and encodes 1258 amino acids. Gene Ontology annotation, molecular function: ATP binding; P-type ion transporter activity; ATP hydrolysis activity. The record is from RefSeq and is a predicted model, not a curated record.
CUUGUUUUCUGUAAACAGCCACGUGCGCUACGACAAGGAGGAGGCAGCAAAUCCAUGUGUGCAUUGUGCUACACAGCGGCAGGUUGCCGACGUCGCGUGACGUCACUUCCGGCCGUUGGACAGCCGGUUGAGGCCAGUUGAGAGCGUGCGAGCUGUCAACACUGCUGGAGGAGAUUGUCUUCUCUUAAACCACCUUUUCUUCCACAUCACCGCCAGCUCCAUCUCAACAUGACUCGGAGGUGAUCUUCAGCGCGUCCCGGUGGUUCUGGGUUCCAGGUUGGUGUGGUAAGAGCAAGCUGACUGCAAGAGACCACCUGGGGCAGUUUGUCCCUGGCUCUCAAGCGAUCAAGGAGGGCUUUGCCAUCUGCUGUGCAUCAUGGAGAAGGAAGACCUGAAGGUCCUCAACAAGGGGGAAGAAGAAGAGAUGGAGCUGCAAGGCUUCCGUCUGUGCCCUUGGCGACUGGCACUGGUGGGUGUUGGGGUCCUGUGUACAGGGGGCUUCCUGCUCCUGCUGCUCUACUGGAUGCCAGAGUGGUGCGUCAAGUCCACCUGCAUCCCCACCUCCGCCUGUGAUGCUGAAGUGGUGUUGCUGCGCUCCACGGAUGAAUUCCGGCGCUGGUUCCUGGCUAAGGUUCGAGUGAUGCUAGCCCCAGGGAGCAACCCCUUCCACAGCCUGGACACCCAGACCACCUCCCCUCCCUCCCCUCCCUCCCCAUCCAUGGCCAAUGGAGACACCCGGCCCCCUCAGGAGCUCAUCAGAAGAUAUGUGGACUACCAGCCCACAGCGAUUCGUUACUUCACGCUCCACAGCACAAAGUACUAUUGGAACGAGCGAGUGCAGAACUUUGAAGACUUAACUGGUCUGGAGGAUCUCAAUGUGAGCUGUGCUGCGCUCCACUCGGAGCACAGCAGGGGUCUCACCAGGAACCAGCAGGAGUACAGGAAACUCUUCUUUGGAGUGAAUGAGAUUGAAGUGAAAGUGCCUUCUGUUUUCAAGCUGCUUAUCAAAGAGGUCCUCAACCCUUUCUACAUCUUCCAGCUCUUCAGUGUGAUCUUGUGGAGCGCCGAUGAAUAUUACUACUAUGCUGUGGCCAUUGUUAUCAUGUCACUUCUCUCCAUAGCUACCUCUCUGUACGCCAUCAACAAGCAAUAUGUCAUGCUUCAUGAUAUGGUGGCAGCUCACAGUACUGUACGUGUGUCUGUAUGCCGAGCCAACAACGAAAUUGUAGAAGUGUUGUCGAGCGACCUGGUGCCCGGUGACGUGAUGGUGAUCCCCAGCAACGGGACCAUUAUGCCAUGCGAUGCCGUGCUGGUCAGCGGCACCUGCAUCGUCAAUGAAAGCAUGCUCACAGGGGAAAGUGUUCCUGUGACCAAGACCAACCUUCCAAACCAGUCGCCAGGCGAGAGUGGAGAUGAGGCUGAGAGCGCCUACAGCACAGAGGAGCAUAAGAGACACACCCUUUUCUGUGGCACCAAUGUCAUCCAGACACGUUUCUACACCGGCGAGCUGGUCAAAGCCGUGGUGGUCCGCACAGGCUUCAGCACGGCCAAAGGCCAGUUGGUACGCUCCAUCCUUUACCCCAAACCCACCGACUUCAAGCUGUACCGCGAUGCCUACCUUUUCCUCCUGUGUUUGGUGGGUGUGGCAGGCAUUGGCUUUGUUUACUCCAUCGUCCUCAGCGUCAUGAACAAGGUGCCAGCCAAGACCAUCAUCAUCGAGUCCCUGGACAUCAUCACCAUCACUGUUCCACCGGCGCUGCCAGCCGCCAUGACAGCUGGCAUUGUCUAUGCCCAACGACGUCUCAAACGAAUUGGAAUUUUUUGCAUCAGCCCGCAAAGGAUCAAUAUUUGUGGGCAGAUCAAUCUGGUGUGCUUUGACAAGACUGGAACUCUGACAGAAGAUGGUUUAGACCUGUGGGGAGUCCAGAGAGUUGAGAAUGGCGGAUUCCAGCAAUCCGAAGAAAAAGCCUACAAGGAGAAUCUGGUGAAGUCCCAGUUUGUUGCUUGCAUGGCCACUUGCCACUCUCUCACCAAAAUAGAAGGCCAGCUAUCUGGAGACCCGCUGGAUCUCAAAAUGUUUGAGGCCACUGGCUGGAUCCUGGAGGAAGCCACUGAGGAAGAAACAUCUCUCCACAACCGCAUCAUGCCCACUGUGGUUCGACCCCCAAAGCAGCUGUUGCCCCCACAGCCUGUACUACCGGAGCAGGACCUGUCCUUCUGCUCUGUUCUUUCUCCAUUCCAGGAACUCUACGACCUGCCUUCACAGUAUGAGAUAGGUAUCGUGCGGCAGUUUCCCUUUUCCUCGGCACUGCAGAGGAUGAGUGUGGUGGCUCGUCUGUUGGGGGAGAAGCGUAUGGACGCCUACAUGAAGGGAGCACCAGAGUUGGUGGCUCGUCACUGCAAGACAGACACAGUGCCAGACACUUUUGCAGAGGUGUUGGAGGGCUACACCAAGCAGGGUUUCCGAGUCAUCGCUCUGGCUCAUCGACGCCUUGAAUCCAAACUCACUUGGCACAAAGUGCAGAACAUAAGCAGAGAUCACAUUGAGACCAACAUGGACUUCCUGGGUCUAAUAAUCAUGCAGAACAAGUUGAAGACAGAAACAGCAGAGGUGCUGCAGGAUCUGCACAGAGCCAACAUUCGAACUGUAAUGGUUACUGGCGAUAACAUGCUGACAGCGAUCUCUGUAGCACGAGACUGUGGAAUGAUUCCCCCACAGGACGCGGUCAUCAUUGCUGAGGCCACGGCGCCACACGAUGGGCAGACGGCAAGAAUCACCUGGAGAUAUGCUGACUCGCCGAGCAUGGCAACAAGUCUGGAGGAGGUGAACAUCAGCCUGGAGGAUGUGUGUCACAUCGAUGAGCCCAAAGAGCAAGAGCGCUACCAUUUUGCUAUGAAUGGAAAGUCAUUUUCGGUCAUCUCGGAGCAUUUCCCAGAUCUGCUCCAGAAGCUGGUGCUCCAUGGAACAGUGUUUGCCAGAAUGGCCCCGGAUCAGAAAACUCAGCUCGUUGAGGCCCUGCAGGAUGUGGAAUACUUUGUGGGAAUGUGUGGCGACGGUGCAAACGACUGCGGGGCUUUGAAGAGGGCUCAUGGGGGCAUCUCCCUGUCAGAACUGGAGGCUUCUGUGGCCUCUCCCUUCACCUCCAAAACACCAAACAUCUCCUGUGUGCCAAGCCUCAUUAGGGAAGGCCGUGCUGCUCUGGUCACCUCCUUUUGUGUCUUCAAGUUCAUGGCUCUUUACAGCAUCAUCCAGUACAUCAGUGUCACCCUCCUUUACUCCAUUCUCAGCAACCUUGGAGAUUUCCAGUUCCUCUUCAUCGAUAUUGCCAUCAUUCUUUUCCUGGUGUUCACCAUGAGUCUCAACCCAGCAUGGAAAGAGCUGGUCGCACGUCCUCCUCCGUCAGGCCUAAUCUCCGCACCGCUGCUCCUGUCUGUGCUCAGUCAGAUCCUGCUCAACUUUGGCUUCCAGAUAUUUGCAUUUUUCUGGGUGAAACAGCAGCCCUGGUACAGCGUCUGGACACCACAUGUAGAUGCCUGCAAUGUGACAUCACCUACAAACAUGUCCGACCUGAACGGCACAGAAGUGGACGACCACAACAUCAAAAACUACGAGAACACCAGCCUUUUCUACGUGUCCUGCUUCCAGUACCUCAUUGUCUCCAUUGUCUUCUCCAAGGGCAGACCUUUUCGGGAACCAAGCUACAAGAACUGGCCUUUUGUGCUCACGGCUUUGACUUUGUACGUCUUCCUGCUGACCAUCAUGUUCUACCCUGCUAAAGCCAUCGAUGACUUCUUGGAGAUUGUUUGUGUUCCGAUGGACUGGAAACUGAAGCUCCUCCUCCUGGUGCUGGUCAACGCUGCAGCGUGUGUUGUGGUGGAGACCUUCAUCAUUGACAUCGUCUUAUGGAAAGUUGUGUUCAGCAGAGACAAACAGGGCAUCACUCCUGCUGCCCCACCAUCACAGAAGAGCAUAGAUGUGUCAGCAGACAGGUGUCUGCAGUGUCCCAGCAAGGUGGCGCCAAAAGCUCGCUACAUGCAUCUGGCGCAGGCGCUCAGCGUGGACCCCGACUGGCCCCCGAAGCCAACCACCACUACUGAAGCCAAGCCCCGCCCACAAAAUGGCUCCUCUUACCAAAUGGUCAGCAGCUCCUAAACUCCCAUAAUCCUUUGCGUCUUGUCACUGGCCAUGAUGAUUGUACCACAUGAACCACUAACACUCCAACAUUCACAAAUAUUAUUUUGACAUGCAAAAAGUACUGAAAUAUGAACAAACUUGAUUUUAGCUCCACCCCUACUUCCUGUGUGUGCUGUGUUGUCAUGGCAACAACAAAAUCUUCCACAAUGACAAUGCCUUUGCUCUACUGUACACCAUGGUCAUUACUGUACACUAUUGUCAUUACUGUACACUAUUGUCAUUACUGUACACUAUUGUCAUUACUGUACAUAAUGAUCAUUACUGUACAUGAUGGUCAUUACUAUACACAAUGCCAUUACUGUACACCAUGGUCAUUACUGUACACGAUGCCAUUACUGUACACCAUGGUCAUUACUGUACAUGAUGAUCAAUACUGUACACCAUGGUCAUUACUGUACAUGAUGAUCAUUACUGUACAUGAUGGUCAUUACUGUACACUUGUCAUUACUGUACACCAUGGUCAUUACUGUACAUGGUGGUCAUUACUGUACAUGAUGAUCAUUACUGUACAUUAUAGUCAUUACUGUACAUGAUGAUCAUUACUGUACAUGAUGGUCAUUACUGUGGUCAUUACUGUACACCAUGGUCAUUACUGUACAUGAUGAUCAUUACUGUACACUAUAGUCAUUACUGUACUUGAUGAUCAUUACUGUACAUGAUGGUCAUUACUGUGGUCAUUACUGUACACCAUGGUCAUUACUGUACAUGAUGUUAUUACUGUACACCAUGGUCAUUACUGUACACAAUUUAAUUACUGUACAUGAUGGUCAUUACUGUACACAAUUUAAUUACUGUACAUGAUGGUCAUUACUGUAAGUGAUGGUCAUUACUGUACAUGUCAUUACUGUACACUAUGGUCAUUACUGUACAUGAUGAUCAUUACUGUACACAAUUUAAUUACUGUACACGGUCAUAACUGUACACAAUGGUCAUUACUGUACAUGAUGCCAUUACUGUACACCAUGGUCAUUACUGUACACGAUGGUCAUUACUGUACACGAUGCCAUUACUGUACACGAUGGUCAUUACUGUACACGAUGCCAUUACUGUACACGAUGGUCAUUACUGUACACCAUGGUCAGUACUGUACACCAUGGUCAUUACUGUACACGAUGGUCAUUACUGUACACAAUGCCAUUACUGUACACCAUGGCCAUUACUGUACACUAUGCCAUUACUGUACACGAUGGUCAUUACUGUACAUUAUUGUCAUUACGGUACACUAUUGUCAUUACUGUACAUGAUGAUCAUUACUGUACAUGAUGGUCAUUUCUGUACACAAUGCCAUUACUGUACACCAUGGUCAUUACUGUGCAUGUUGAUCAUUACUGUACACCAUGGUCAUUACUGUGCAUGUUGAUCAUUACUGUACACCAUGGUCAUUACUGUACAUGAUGAUCAUUACUGUACAUGAUGGUCAUUACUGUACACCAUGGUCAUUACUGUACAUGAUGAUCAUUACUGUACAUGAUGGUCAUUACUGUACACCAUGGUCAUUACUGUACAUGGUGGUCAUUACUGUACAUGAUGAUCAUUACUGUACACUAUAGUCAUUACUGUACAUGAUGAUCAUUACUGUACAUGAUGGUCAUUACUGUGGUCAUUACUCUACACCAUGGUCAUUACUGUACAUGAUGUCAUUACUGUACACGAUGGUCAUUACUGUACAUGUCAUUACUGUACACCAUGGUCAUUACUGUACAGAAUUUAAUUACUGUACAUGAUGGUCAUUACUGUACACCAUGAUUAUUACUGUAAGUGAUGGUCAUUACUGUACAUGAUGUCAUUACUGUACACUAUGGUCAUUACUGUACAUGAUGAUCAUUACUGUACACAAUUUAAUUACUGUACACGGUCAUUACUGUACACAAUGGUCAUUACUGUACAUGAUGCCAUUACUGUACACCAUGGUCAUUACUGUACACGAUGCCAUUACUGUACACAAUGGUCAUUACUGUACACCAUGGUCAGUACUGUACACGAUGUCAUUACUGUGCACAAUUUAAUUACCGUACACGAUGGUCAUUACUGUACACGAUGGUCAUUACUGUACUCCAUGGUCAGUACUGUACACGAUGUCAUUACUGUACACCAUGGUCAUUACUGUACACGAUGCCAUUACUGUACACGAUGUCAUUACUGUACACCAUGGUCAUUACUGUACACAAUUUAUUUACUGUACACAAUGCCAUUACUGUACACCAUGGUCAUUACUGUACACGAUGCCAUUACUGUACACGAUGUCAGUACUGUACACCAUGGUCAGUACUGUACACCAUGGUCAGUACUGUACUCGAUGUCAUUACUGUACACCAUGGUCAGUACUGUACACGAUGUCAUUACUGUACACCAUGGUCAGUACUGUACACGAUGUCAUUACUGUACACCAUGGUCAGUACUGUACACAAUGUCAUUACUGUACACGAUGUCAUUACUGUACACCAUGGUCAGUACUGUACACGAUGUCAUUACUGUACAUGAUGGUCAUUACUGUACACCAUGGUCAGUACUGUACACGAUGUCAUUACUGUACAUGAUGGUCAUUACUGUACACCAUGGUCAGUACUGUACACCAUGGUCAGUACUGUACACGAUGUCAUUACUGUACACCAUGGUCAGUACUGUACACGAUGUCAUUACUGUACAUGAUGGCUUUGCUUUGCUGCUCCUCAUUUGACAAACAGCAACACUUAAAAGCAAAAACUAUAACUACAUUGUCAGUAUUAAUGAAUACUAAUACUGUACUCAUAAAUACAACUACUGUAGUACAGUACCAGUACUCAUAAAUACAACUACUGUAGUACAGUAUUAGUAUGCAUGAAUUCUGACAAGUAAUAUUGAUGCACACAGACUACUCUAAUGUAUUGGAAGCAAGUAACAGUAAGUGUGAUAUUCCUCUGCAAAAUGUAAUUAGUGAUGUGAAUAUUUACAAGACUUAUUCUUGUAUGAAGAUGUUUAUGGAGACACUAGAAGUAAUACAACAUCAAUCACGAUAGAGAAAGGAGACAUUUGUAUUUUGUUCCUUCUCAUUUGUUUACUUUGCAGAAGUUGUCACGAAUAGACACUUCCUGUGUGUGUCGAGCUGGCCACUUUUGUAUGAGAGAGAAGAGAGCUCACUGUGUUCAGUGGAUAGAGCCAUGCACUUCCUGUUUGAAGCCACACCCAACAAUUCUGAUUGGCCAACAUGGCUGUCACUCAAAUGGCCGUGACAACAAGCAGCGCAAGUUAUUUAUCAAAUGGACUAAAACCUCAAUGAUGAUUAUUCCAGCAGCCCUACUAUACAAGCUGCACACAGACUACUCUAAUGUUGUACAAGCUGCACACAGACUACUCUAAUGUUGUACAAGCUGCACACAGACUACUCUAAUGUUGUACAAGCUGCACACAGACUACUCUAAUGUUGUACAAGCUGCACACAGACUACUCUAACAUUAUACAAGCUGCACACAGACUACUCUGACGCUCUACAAGCUGCACACAGACUACUCUAAUGUUAUACAAGCUGCACACAGACUACUCUAAUGUUGUACAAGCUGCACACAGACUACUCUAACAUUAUACAAGCUGCACACAGACUACUCUGACGCUCUACAAGCUGCACACAGACUACUCUAACAUUAUAAAAGCUGCACACAGACUACUCUAACAUUAAAAAAGCUGCACACAGACUACUCUGACGCUCUACAAGCUGCACACAGACUACUCUGACGCUCUACAAGCUGCACACAGACUACUCUGACACUCUACAAGCUGCACACAGACUACUCUGACGCUCUACAAGCUGCACACAGACUACUCUGACGCUCUACAAGCUGCACACAGACUACUCUGACACUCUACAAGCUGCACACAGACUACUCUGACGCUCUACAAGCUGCACACAGACUACUCUGACGCUCUACAAGCUGCACACAGACUACUCUAACAUUAAAAAAGCUGCACACAGGCUACUCUAACAUUCUACAAGCUGCACACAGACUACUCUAACAUAAAAAAAGCUGCACACAGGCUACUCUAACAUUAUACAAGCUGCACACAGACUACUCUAACAUGUGUAGUAGACAGAGUAGUGUCCAUGUGAGAUAGAAGAGUUUCUCCAAAAAGCAAGCAAAUGUAUUUUCAUGAGUGCAUCAUGUUUUCAACAUGUUAUCAAUAUAA